Molecule: messenger RNA, 2566 nt
Organism: Phragmites australis (common reed)
Lineage: Eukaryota; Viridiplantae; Streptophyta; Magnoliopsida; Poales; Poaceae
Product: nucleolar GTP-binding protein 1-like
Exons: 3
Coding region: 172-2175 (667 amino acids)
Biological process (GO): ribosomal large subunit biogenesis
Cellular component (GO): nucleolus
Molecular function (GO): GTPase activity; RNA binding; GTP binding
Source: RefSeq, a predicted model, not a curated record
CCUUCCCGUCGCCGCCAGAGGGGGACGCCCGCCCGCGCCGCCUUCACCCUAUCACCACCAGCCUCCCGGCGAGGAUUCGCCCUCUCCGGUUGCAACCACCGCUGCCUCCGCGAGCACUACUUCUUCGGCCGCCUCGCGAGGAAUAGGUAGACUGAGCCUUGUAUCAACAAGAUGGUGCAAUACAAUUUCAAGAAGAUCACUGUUGUCCCUCCUGGGAAGGACUUCAUUGACAUAAUCUUGUCCCGCACUCAGAGGCAGACACCAACUGUUGUCCACAAGGGAUAUGCUAUCUCCCGCAUCCGCCAGUUUUAUAUGCGCAAGGUUAGGUAUUCCCAGCAGAACUUUUACGAAAAGCUGUCCACCAUCAUUGAUGAGUUCCCUCGACUGGAUGACAUCCACCCUUUCUAUGGUGAUCUUCUCCAUGUGCUCUAUAACAAGGAUCACUACAAACUUGCCUUGGGCCAGAUCAACACAGCUAGGAACAUCAUUGCAAAGAUCUCCAAGGAUUACUUGAGGCUGCUCAAGUAUGGAGACUCCUUGUACCGGUGCAAGUGCCUGAAGGUAGCUGCACUAGGUCGCAUGUGUACUGUUGUAAAGAGGAUCGGUCCUAGUUUGGCAUACUUGGAGCAGAUCAGGCAGCACAUGGCCAGACUUCCAUCCAUAGACCCAAACACCCGUACUGUGCUGAUUUGUGGCUAUCCAAAUGUAGGAAAGAGCUCUUUCAUGAACAAGAUUACAAGGGCAGAUGUUGAUGUCCAGCCUUAUGCUUUUACAACAAAAUCCCUGUUUGUUGGUCAUACAGAUUACAAGUACCUGCGCUACCAAGUGAUCGACACUCCAGGGAUCCUUGAUCGGCCUUUUGAGGAUAGGAACAUCAUAGAAAUGUGCAGCAUCACUGCUCUGGCACACUUGAGGGCUGCAGUGCUGUUCUUUCUGGACAUUUCUGGAUCUUGUGGGUACAGCAUUGCUCAGCAAGCUGCACUCUUCCACAGUAUAAAGUCUCUGUUCAUGAAUAAGCCUCUGGUCAUUGUGUGCAACAAGACUGACUUGCUACCCCUUGAAGGGCUUUCUGAGGAGGACAUGAAACUAGUGAUGGAGAUGAAGGCAGAGGCUAUGAAGACUAUAGCUCAAGCUGGAGAUCCUAAUGAAGAGGGUGUUUUGUUGACUAUGAGCACUUUAACAGAUGAUGGUGUGAUGGCUGUUAAAAAUGCUGCAUGCGAGAGGCUUCUUGAACAGAGGGUGGAUAUAAAGAUGAGAUCAAAGAAGAUGGUUGAUUGCUUGAAUAGGUUUCAUGUUGCUGUGCCAAAGCCUCGUGACAACAAGGAGAGGCCUGUUUGCAUUCCUCCUGCUGUUUUGGAAGCUCGGGUAUAUGCUGCUGCAAAGGAAAAUAGGAAACUUGAGAAAGACCUUGAGAUGGAGAAUGGAGGUGCUGGGGUCUAUUCUGCAAGUCUCAAGAAGCAUUAUAUGUUGGCCAAUGAUGAAUGGAAGGAAGAUAUUCUCCCUGAGAUAUUGGAUGGGCAUAAUGUUGCCGAUUUUCUGGAUCCGGAUAUCCUGGAAAGGUGUGAAGAGUUGGAAAGAGAGGAGGGGCUUCGUCUUGAAGAGCAAGUUGCACAAGAUGCUUUCCAGAUUGAUGGCCAUGAAUUAACUGAGGAACAGAAGGAGAUUUUGGGUCAGAUUAGGAAGAAGAAGGCAUUACUCAUCCAAGAGCAUAGAAUGAAGAAGAGAACUGCAGAAAGUCGUCCUAUUGUUCCUAGGAAGUUUGACAAAGAUAGGAAAUUCACAACUGAUAGAAUGGGGCGGCAACUUUCCUCUAUGGGUGUGGAUCCUAGUGCAGCCAUGGAUAGAGCACGCAGCCGGUCAAGAGGUCGCAAGCGUGAGAGGUCACUGAGCACAGCUGCUGGUGAUGAUAUGGAGAUAGAUGGCCAGCAAUCCAAUAAGAAACUGCGGACAAGAUCAACAUCUAGGUCGAAAUCACGAGCACCCGAGGAGGUCACACCAGGAGAAGGGUUCAGGGACUCCGAGCAGAAGAAGAAGGCAAUCAAGAAAGCAAAGGCCUCUACAAGGAAUAGGAACAAGGAGGCUCGUCGUGGAGAGGCUGACCGUGUUAUUCCCACCUUGAAACCAAAGCAUCUAUUCUCUGGGAAACGCUCUAUUGGGAAGACAAGCAGGCGAUAAGCAAAUCAGCGUCCAGCUGCAUUGCAUCACUGGAACUGGAAAUACAGAUCUGCUGCAAUCUUGGUGCAGACAAUUACAGAAAGCAAGGCUUCAAUGUCCAAAUGGCAUGAUUUCUUCGAUGAUACACUACUCCGAUAUAUGAACUCUGGAGUCUCAUGUCCCUUCGUCCUCUCGAGACAGUUUUGCUAGCUUAUACUAGUAUUGAAGUAUUCUACAUUUGGCAUAUGGUUUAAUUAGCAGAGGUGUUAAUUUUGUUCUGAUUGUACUAAGGCAUUCUCAUACCGAAGACCGUUUAGCACCUUUUUGCGGUUACCGUGGAAUUCCUGUCAGAUUUCAAUUGGCGUUUGAAAUGCAAUGGUGAAUUUUAAGAUGCUGCAACGCUUUCACUGGA